This is a messenger RNA of Nerophis lumbriciformis (worm pipefish), 4959 nucleotides long. Its product is annotated as phosphatidylinositol 4,5-bisphosphate 3-kinase catalytic subunit alpha isoform-like. Gene Ontology annotation, molecular function: 1-phosphatidylinositol-3-kinase activity; 1-phosphatidylinositol-4-phosphate 3-kinase activity. NCBI's taxonomy places the organism in Eukaryota, Metazoa, Chordata, Actinopteri, Syngnathiformes, Syngnathidae. Gene Ontology annotation, cellular component: plasma membrane; cytoplasm; phosphatidylinositol 3-kinase complex, class IA. Gene Ontology annotation, biological process: cell migration; phosphatidylinositol-mediated signaling; phosphatidylinositol-3-phosphate biosynthetic process. The record is from RefSeq and is a predicted model, not a curated record.
UUUGCGGUGUGCCCUCGCCGCUCGACCCAUUAAUGGCACUUGUCGGCAGGGUUCACAACAUCCUCGCACACGACAUGCUGCUCUGCUUCCGUUCACGACAAGAGAAGGCGGUCCCCCGAUGUGGGUGACGGGCUCCUGCCGUGAAGAGUGGCCGGUGGAAGGACGGAGGACAGUCUGCUUGGGGAACCAGCAGGGCUCGGCUCGCUGGCUGCUGUUAGCCGCGGAGAAGCUAGCAGCGCCGCCAUCAUCUCCUCUCCUCUUCUCACGUCUCCCGCUGACAAGCCCGAGGAUGGAUGGAAGCCUGAAGGCUGGAUCUAGCCCGCCAUCUGCCGCCCUCUGAGCAAUUUUGUUUGACUGAACUGGGAGAAAAAGAGGAAGAUGCCUCCCAGGCCGUCCUCAGGGGAAUUAUGGGGCAUCCACCUAAUGCCUCCAAGCAUGCACCUGCAGGAUCCUGGUGGAUUGCCUAUUGCCCAAUGGGAUGAUUCUGACCCUGGAGUGCCUCCGGGAGGCUACGCUCAUUACCAUCAAGCAUGAGCUGUUUAAAGAGGCCAGAAAGUACCCCCUCCACCACCUUUUGCAGGAGGAGACCUCCUACAUCUUUGUCAGUGUUACUCAGGAAGCUGAGCGGGAGGAGUUUUUUGACGAGACUCGAAGGUUGUGUGACCUUAGACUUUUUCAGCCCUUCCUUAAGGUCAUUGAACCAGUUGGCAACAGAGAGGAAAAGAUCCUGAACAGAGAGAUUGGUUUUGCCAUUGGUAUGCCGGUGUGCGAGUUUGACCUGGUGAAGGACCCUGAAGUUCAAGACUUUAGGAGAAACAUUCUGAAUGUGUGUAAGGACUCUGUCGAGCUGAGAGAUGCCACCGGGCCCCACAGCCGAGCCCUCUAUGUUUAUCCACCCAAUGUAGAAUCCACACAGGAACUACCAAAACACAUUUACAGCAAACUGGACAAAGGUCAAAUUAUUGUUGUAAUUUGGGUUAUUGUGUCUCCAAAUAAUGACAAACAAAAGUAUACGUUGAAGAUCAACCAUGACUGCGUGCCCGAGCAGGUGAUUGCAGAGGCCAUUCGUAAGAAGACACGCAGUAUGCUGCUUUCCCCCGAACAACUAAAGAUGUGUGUUCAGGAAUAUCAGGGUAAAUACAUACUCAAAGUUUGUGGCUGCGAUGAGUACCUACUGGAAAAGUACCCUAUCAGCCAAUAUAAGUACAUCCGUAGUUGUAUCAUGCUGGGCAGGAUGCCUAACCUGAUGCUCAUGGCUAAGGACAGCCUCUACACCCAGUUGCCUCCUGAUAACUUUGUCAUGCCGUCAUACUCACGCCGCAUCUCCACGGCAACAUCAUAUAUGAAUGGUGAGGCAGCUGCCAAGUCGCUGUGGACAAUCAAUGGAACACUCCGAAUACGGAUCCUCUGUGCCACCUACGUUAACGUCAAUAUAAGGGACAUAGACAAGAUUUAUGUGAGAACAGGCAUUUACCAUGGAGGAGAACAGAUGUGUGACAAUGUGAACACACAAAGAGUACCCUGCUCCAACCCCAGAUGGAAUGAGUGGCUGACCUAUGACAUGUACAUCCCGGACAUCCCCCGUGCUGCCAGACUUUGCCUCUCCAUUUGCUCAGUCAAAGGCAGGAAAGGAGCCAAAGAGGAGCACUGUCCUUUGGCCUGGGGAAACGUCAACUUGUUUGACUACACCCACACUUUGGUGGCGAACAAGAUGGCACUGAACCUCUGGCCUGUUCCUCAUGGCCUGGAAGAUCUCCUUAACCCCAUUGGUGUCACAGGCUCCAACCCCAAUAAGGAAACACCAUGUCUGGAGCUGGAAUUUGACCACUUCAGUAAUCAGGUCAAAUACCCAGAUAUGAACGCUGUUGAGGAUCAUGCUAACUGGACAAUCUCAAGAGAAUUGGGGUUUAACUACAACUUCUCUGGUCAGAGCAAUCGUGUGGCAAGAGAUCACGCCCUGACCGACGGUGACACGGAUCAAAUGAGACAGCUGAGUAACAGAGACCCUCUCUCAGAAAUCACUGAACAAGAAAAAGACUUCCUCUGGAGACACAGGCACUAUUGCAUGAAUAUCCCAGAGAUCCUCCCCAAGAUCCUCCUCGCUGUCAAAUGGAACUCCAGAGAUGACGUAGCACAGAUGUACUGCCUAUUGAAGGAAUGGCCCUCCAUUCGUCCAGAGCAGGCCAUGGAACUGUUGGACUGUAACUACCCGGAUCCCAUGGUCAGACACUUUGCUGUACGCUGCCUGGAUAAAUACCUGACUGAUGACAAAUUGUCUCAGUACCUCAUCCAGCUUGUACAGGUGUUGAAAUAUGAGCAGUACCUUGACAAUCCUCUGGCCCGUUUCCUCCUUAAAAAAGCUUUAACUAAUCAAAGAAUAGGACAUUUUUUCUUUUGGCAUCUUAAGGCUGAAACGCACAACAAAACAGUGAGCCAAAGGUUCGGUCUGCUGUUAGAAGCAUACUGCAGGGCUUGUGGCAUGUAUCUCAAACACCUCAGCAGACAAGUGGAGGCCAUGGAGAAGCUCAUCAACCUCACUGAUAUUCUCAAACAGGAAAAGAAAGAUGAGACGCAAAAGGUCCAGAUGCGGUUCCUUGUGGACCAAAUGAAAAGACCCGAUUACAUGGAUGCGCUACAGAAUUUCACAUCUCCUCUCAACCCUGCGAACCAACUGGGCAGUCUGAGGUUAGAUGAAUGCAGGAUCAUGUCAUCUGCAAAAAGACCAUUGUGGCUCAACUGGGAAAAUCCAGACAUAAUGUCUGAGUUGCUCUUUCAGAACAAUGAGAUUAUCUUCAAAAACGGAGAUGAUUUGCGACAGGAUAUGCUGACUCUACAGAUUAUCAAAAUCAUGGAGAAUAUUUGGCAGAAUCAGGGACUGGACCUACGCAUGCUGCCAUACGGCUGUCUGUCAUUAGGAGACUGUGUGGGACUCAUUGAAGUGGUUCGUAGCUCACACACUAUCAUGCAGAUUCAGUGUAAAGGUGGCUUGAAAGGGGCUUUGCAGUUUAAUUCAAACACUCUGCAUCAGUGGCUCAAAGAUAAGAACAAGGGCGAGAUGUAUGAUAUGGCGGUGGAUCUUUUCACAAGGUCAUGUGCUGGCUACUGCGUAGCUACAUUUAUUCUUGGUAUUGGAGACAGGCACAACAGCAACAUUAUGGUCAAAGACGAUGGACAGUUGUUCCAUAUAGACUUUGGACAUUUCCUGGAUCACAAGAAGAAGAAAUUUGGCUAUAAGAGAGAGCGAGUGCCCUUUGUAUUGACCCAAGACUUCCUCAUUGUCAUCAGUAAGGGUUCCCAGGAGUGUGCCAAAACCAAAGAGUUUGAAAGGUUCCAGGAAAUGUGUUAUAAAGCUUACCUUGCAAUCCGGCAGCAUGCUAACCUCUUCAUCAACCUAUUCUCCAUGAUGCUGGGUUCCGGCAUGCCUGAGUUGCAGUCAUUUGAUGACAUUGCUUACAUUAGGAAGACACUGGGACUGGAAAAAACUGAACAGGAGGCGUUGGACUAUUUUAUGAAACAAAUGAAUGACGCUCACCACGGGGGGUGGACCACUAAGAUGGACUGGAUUUUUCACACUAUCAGACAACACGCACUAAACUGAGCCGCACACCAACGAUUUCCAUUCGCCGCUACGUGGUCCUCUCCUCGCUUGCAGGUUUGACAUGUGACUGAAUUUUUUGGUCAUACCGGUGUUCUCCAGUGUGUUGUUAUCUGUGUUGGAAGCCUCAAUAUACUGGAAGUUCCUUCAUCGAGGCUGACAGAAUGCAUUCUUUGUUUUUGUUGAUAGCUCUAGAACAGGGGUGUCAAACUCGAAUACAGAGUGGGCCAAAAUUUUAAACUGAACAAAGCUGCGGGCCAAGGUUGAACAAAUUAACCUUUUAAUAGGGACCCAAACAAGUUUUGCAUUGAAUAUUGAACAAGCAAGGCUUAUAUAGGUAUAUAGAUAAUGUUGAGGUAAAUAUCAACAUUAACUUUUUCCACAGGCUAAUAUAUUUGAAAAUAAACUGUGGACUGGACUUUCGCUGAUGUGUUGGAUCCACUAUGGACUGGACUUUCACAAUAUUAUGUCAGACCCACUCGACAUCCAUUGCUUUCUGUCUCCCCUAGAGGGGGGGGUUACCCACAUAUGCGGUCCUCUCCAAAGUUUCUCAUAGUCAUUCACAUCGACGUCCCACUGGGGUGAGUUUUCCUUGCCCUUAUGUGGGCUCUGUACCGAGGAUGUCGUUGUGGCUUGUGCAGCCCUUUGAGACACUUGUGAUUUAGGGCUAUAUAAAUAAACAUUGAUUGAUUGAUUGAAAAUAACAAUUCAUAAUAAACCAUUCAGGACUUUAAACUGCUCAGUUUGCAACACACUGAUCUAAUCUGGUGUGCCCAAGCCGGAUACCUGGCAUCUUUUCUUGGAUGCUAGUUCAUUAAUGUCGGGGCUCAGGCUUUGAGCUGAGGCAACCUUCAUUAUCGAACUAAGGUGUUCAUCAGUCAUUAUAUUUCGCAGUCCACCCGGACCACAGUCUUGGGGGCGUGCCUUAAAGGCACUGCCCUUAACGUCCGCUUUUCAUCCAUUCUAACGACGUGCCGGCCCAGUCUCAAGAUAUGUGCGGCUUCUGUACGCACACUAGAGAUGCGCGGUUUGCGGACACAACCGCGGAGUCCGCGGAUUAUCCGCGGAUCGGGCGGAUGAAAUUAAAAAAAAAAAGAUUUUAUCCGCUCGCGGGUCGGGUCGGGCGGAUUAAUUAGAUAUUUUUUUAUUUUUUUAUUUUGUAUUUUUUUUUUGCGGGUGGCAGUUAAACCAAUUCGGAAAUAUAUAUACAUAGUUAAAUGUUGUUACCCACAUACGAAAAACGAGCAGGCACCUGCUGCAUAUGCCACAACAGAAGAAAAAAAAAAGAAAAGAGAUGGACACUUUUACGGAGCGGAGAAGGGACGCCUCGCCGGGGUCCGGGACCGAGGCCCCUUCCCCCGAGA